Plutella xylostella (diamondback moth) is the source of this 1236-nucleotide messenger RNA. Its product is annotated as putative RNA-binding protein Alsin2. The record is from RefSeq and is a predicted model, not a curated record. Gene Ontology annotation, cellular component: U1 snRNP. Gene Ontology annotation, biological process: mRNA splice site recognition. Lineage: Eukaryota; Metazoa; Arthropoda; Insecta; Lepidoptera; Plutellidae. Gene Ontology annotation, molecular function: mRNA binding.
AACCGGUCGCCAUUUUAAAUUUCAUUUGAAAAGAAAGCUACGGAGAGUUCAGAUUCUGCUUUUAAUUCAUUUAUUUUAAAUAUAAAUGGCUUCAGGCUAGGUUUUUGCAUCUUAAAAUGCUAGAAUUUUUAUAGGCAUUGUUUCAUUGUGAUUAUUCUGCAAAUUAUUAGACACAGAAGAAAAGACAGCAAAAUAUCACCAUGUCCGCUCACGAGCAAAUGAGGGCAAUGUUGGAUCAAUUGAUGGGCACGUCUCGAAAUGGGGAAAGUGACAGACACAGGGUUAAGUUCUAUGAUGAUGAAGUGUGCAAAAGCUUUUUGCUUCAAUGUUGCCCACAUGAAAUCUUAUCAUCAACGCGCAUGGACCUGGGUGAGUGUCCUAAAGUACAUGAUUUGGCGCUCCGGGCUGAUUAUGAGAUCGCAUCCAAGACCAAAGACUACUUCUAUGACAUAGAUGCGACAGAGCACCUGGAAGCGUUCAUAGCGGACUGCGACCGCCGCACCUCGGCCGCCAAGCAGCGUCUGGCGGAGACCCAGGAGGAGCUGUCAGCUGAGGUCACGGAGAAGGCCAACUCGGUUCACGAGCUGGCUGAACAGAUCGGGCAGAAGCUGGCGCGUGCCGAGGCGCUGGGGGAAGAGGGGAUGGUGGAGGAGAGCAUGCAGCUUAUGGGAGAGAUCGACGAGCUCCGCAAGACCAAGGCAGCAGCAGAACAAGAGUACCGCAACUCCAUGCCUCCCUCCUCGUACCAGCAACAGAAGCUACGAGUCUGUGAGGUGUGCUCGGCCUACCUCGGCAUCCACGACAACGAUAGACGACUGGCAGACCACUUCGGCGGGAAGCUGCAUCUCGGGUUUAUCACUAUCAGGGAUAAAUUGGCUGAGCUGAAGAAAACGGUGGAGAAGCGUCGCGAGGAGCGCGGCGCUCAACAGCGGGAACGCGGCGGCUCGCGGCGGCACUACGUGGGCGGGCGCGAGCUGGACCGCCGCGCGCGCCGCCACCGCGAGAACGGCCGCCCCGACCGCGACCGCAGGAAGGACGAGAAGGACAAGGAGCGGGACAAGGACAGGGAUAAGAAGCGCAGUCGCUCGCGCUCGCGAUCUCGCUCGAAGCGCUCGCGUUCGCGCAACCGCUCGCGCUCGUCGCGCCGCGAGCGACACCGCUCCGGCUCGCGGGAGCGCCGUCGCGACUAGACACCCGCACUGCAGCCGUGAGGAUCAUCAUCGAUGGAGCUUGGAG